UCUUGCACGAUCUCCUCUAGAUACUACAUUUUUUUUUCCUUUCCCACUCUCCCAAACUAAGCAUACAUAAAAUGGCAUCUCAAACCAUCGAGAGCUACCGCGAGGGUGCCGAGAUAGUCCGCGGCGAUGCUUUGUGCAAGAAGAAGUCUAUCGAACUGCUCGAAGAGCUUGACCUUCCGAAGGGACUCUUCCCUUUGGAAGACAUUGAGGAGUUUGGAUACAACCGUGCGGUCGGGUUCGUAUGGUUAGUUCAGAAAAAGAAGAGGGAGCACACAUUCAAGAAGAUAAAGCAGGUGGUGUCGUACGCCGCGGAGGUGACGGCCUUCGUCGAGAAGGGCAAGCUGAAGAAGGUGACGGGGGUGAAGGUGAGGGAGCUUCUGCUCUGGCUUACCGUCGUGGAAGUGUUCAUCGAAGAUGCUACGAUUGGAAAAAUCACUUUUAAGACUAGCACAGGACUAUCCGAUAGCUUUCAUGUUUCUGCGUUCGCCCUUGGAGAGUAGAGAGAAAUGAGAAGGAGAGAGAGACACACGAUGAGUUUAAACUUUUAAGUUAGUGCUAUGUGGUGUUACAGGAAGAAUUUAAUAACUUAUAGUUUAUAAUUUUACGUGGGUGUUGUUUACACGUUAAUUGGUUUAGGUGAGUUGUGUCGUCAUGUUCUACUAUACUAUUCCCAAU
Ananas comosus (pineapple) is the source of this 675-nucleotide messenger RNA. RefSeq lists its product as uncharacterized. The record is from RefSeq and is a predicted model, not a curated record. The transcript has a single exon. Bases 72 to 500 code for a protein of 142 amino acids. Lineage: Eukaryota; Viridiplantae; Streptophyta; Magnoliopsida; Poales; Bromeliaceae.